Messenger RNA from Heterobilharzia americana, 598 nucleotides. The record is from the annotation of a GenBank genome assembly. Lineage: Eukaryota; Metazoa; Platyhelminthes; Trematoda; Strigeidida; Schistosomatidae.
AUGUAUCAGCACCGAUCAGCAGCUGAUCGUCGGCGGUUGGGCCAUAUGAUUCGCUUAGCGGAUAAAAUACGUCAGAGACAAAGUGGUGUUACAACUACUGAACCAGAUGUACUUCAAUCAGCUUCUGUUCGAAAUGCCACUAUCCGUGAUCGACUUGUAUUACAAGAAUUGCAAGAGUUAAGAAAUAAUCUAUCAUCUCAAUGUACAAUUCAUCAUCCUGAUCCAAAUAAACUUCAUGAAUUCACCUUAAUAGUAAGACCAACUGAAGGAAUAUGGGCUGAUGGAAAUUAUCAUUUCAAUAUUGUUGUUCCAGAAGGUUAUAAUCAUACUCCACCAUUAGUUAAUUGUACUACACAAAUUUGGCAUCCAAAUAUUGAUGAAGCUGGACGUGUUUGUUUAAGUUUACUACGACAAAGUUCAUUAGAUUUCUCUGGUUGGGCACCACACGACGUUUACUUGAUGUUGUCUGGGGUAUUGAAUCAUUAUUCUCAGAUUUAUGUGAUUUUAAUGAUGCACUGAAUACAGUUGCUGCUGAACAAUAUCUACGUGAUCCUGAAGCAUUUCAUGAUACUGCACGCAGUUAUGUCUUCCGUUUUGC